AUGUGCUUACCUUUGGGUUGUUUAAAGUUUUCUGUGUAGUUCUAAGCAUGGGUAAUACUAAUUGUUGGAGUAUCUUCAUUAAUUGGAACAAUCGUCAUAAAUGUCGAUCAGAGAUAAUACUUAGACUAUUUAGAUGAAUUUACAAAUUCUAAACCGUCAGAUGGAAUAUUAAUAGCAUUAUACAUAUUCAGUAGUAUAUUAAUACUUUUUGGAAUUUGCGGAAUAGUAGGAGGAUGGAAAAGAAUUGGAACACUGUUAUUUUGUUUUAAUAUUGGAAAUUUCAUACUUGCAAUAGCUUUUCUGGGUCUUGCGAUUCUUGGAUUUAGUCUUGGAUAGUCAGCUCAUUGGAUAGAUAUUUUUUCAGAUGAAUAAUGCUUAUAAUCAGAAUACUUUACUGGAUCUGCUACUUUGAAUAAUGUGUAUGCUGAAGCUGAGGAAGUAUUUUGUAAAACAAUUUACAAAAAUGCUCCUGGUUGUCAAUGUUAUUACACUGGAAGCAUGACAGAAAGCACAUCUGAAUCUGUUCAAUUUUAUUCAAGUUCUAAUUCAGAUUUACCUAUAAGAAUACAAUAAUGCUAAUAAUAUAAUGAUUAUAAAUCAGACUACGAUGAAGAGGCAGAAUAUUUAAAGUCUAUCGAAGAAUAAUUUUCAUGUUCAGGAUGGUGUUUUCCUUCAUCAAUUUACAUUUUUUCAGAUGUAAAUGCAGGAACUCCAAAGGAUCACUGUUAUGGGGCAAUAACAGGAUAUGCAAAAGAUAUUUGUGUCUAUAUUGGUGCCGUAGCUGUUAGUGUUUGUUUCAUAAUGAUAUUAUGCAUAACAUGCGUAUUGUGUUUGUGCUUCCACCCAACUAAAAAAUAAGAAGGAAACUUCUAUUCUAGAAUGGCUCAUUAUGAUUGAUGUAUUAAUCAAAAUUUGUUUGAAAUAUCUAAUUAUAAAUGAGUCUACAA
This is a messenger RNA of Paramecium tetraurelia, 947 nucleotides long. RefSeq lists its product as uncharacterized. NCBI's taxonomy places the organism in Eukaryota, Ciliophora, Oligohymenophorea, Peniculida, Parameciidae. Gene Ontology annotation, cellular component: membrane. The transcript is spliced from 5 exons. The record is from RefSeq and is a predicted model, not a curated record.